Messenger RNA from Brassica oleracea var. oleracea, 1260 nucleotides. RefSeq lists its product as uncharacterized. The coding region runs from base 60 to 1064 and encodes 334 amino acids. Lineage: Eukaryota; Viridiplantae; Streptophyta; Magnoliopsida; Brassicales; Brassicaceae. The record is from RefSeq and is a predicted model, not a curated record. The transcript is spliced from 2 exons.
CUACCAAAAACAUCUAUCCUCACAACAAACCGAACAAGCUCAAGUAAGGAAAUCAAAGCAUGGGAAGGCUCAAGUCUCUGGUUAUCUUGGCUUUGCUUUUUUCCCUCUCUUUCGCUGUUUUUGCCGACUCAUCCAAGGAUGCUUCUACACAUGCUAAGGAUGAAGUGAAGCCAAGUGAAGCGACCGAUGCCCAGGCUGCGGAGGCCGUGGCCAAAGAUGUUGUUGCAGAGCCCCAGCAAGGAUGGCGUGGUGGUUGUAGGUACGGAUGUUGCGGUGGCUGGUUUUUUGGACGGUGCAACUACUGUUGUCGUAGUCCACAAGCCGAGGAGACCGUGGAAACUGAAGCUGUUGAGGCCAACGUUGUUGAACCUCAGCAGGGGGGUCGUGGUGGCUGUAGAUAUGGAUGUUGCGGAUCCUGGCGUUAUGGACGGUGCAGCUACUGUUGUCGCAGUCCACAAGCCGAGGAAACCGUGGAAACCGUGGAAACCGAAGCUGUUGAUGCCAACGUUGUUGAACCUCAGCAAGGGGGCCGUUGUGGCUGUAGAUACAGAUGUUGCGGAAUCUGCCGUUAUGGACGGUGCAGCUACUGUUGUCGCAGUCCACAAGCCGAGGAAACCGUGGAAACCGUGGAAACCGAAGCUGUUGAUGCCAACGUUGUUGAACCUCAGCAAGGGGGCCGUUGUGGCUGUAGAUACAGAUGUUGCGGAAUCUGCCGUUAUGGACGGUGCAGCUACUGUUGUCGCAGUCCACAAGCCGAGACCGUGGAAACCGAAGCUGUUGAUGCCAACGUUGUAGAACCUCAACAGGGGGGUCGUGGUGGCUGUAGAUACGGAUGUUGCGGAUCCUGGCGUUAUGGAAGGUGCAGCUACUGUUGUCGCAGUCCACAAACCGAGACCGUGGAAACCGAAGCUGUUGAUGCCAACGUUGUUGAACCUCAGCAGGGGGGUCGUGGUGGCUGUAGAUACGGAUGUUGCGGAUCCUGGCGUUAUGGACGGUGCAGCUACUGUUGCCGAGGUGCUCAAGCGGAGUCUGAAGGGCAGAAAAAGGAAGAAGCUAAGCCAUGAAUGGUGUGUAAAACAAACUCUAUGUUUGUAUGCAUGGAUGCAUGGUUUAUAUUACUGUUUCGUACGUAUGUCAAAAUAAGGAAAAAGUGUUGCUAUAAAGUCUAUAGCUCAAUAAAAAAAUGUCGUAGGUUCAUAUAAUAUGUAUUUUGUUAUGUAGUGUUUUCCUCGUGAAGAUUGUAAUAAUAACUACUGUUUA